UGCUGUUUUGUUUGAUUGAAGUUGAUGCCAAUCUCUCUUUGUUUUCAGUUGAGGACAGGAUUUCGCACACAUAUGUAGCUAUCAAAAUACUAAUUUUUAAGUAAUCCAUCUUUGGAAGUAUGGGGAAAUAAUAAUAUUUGGAGAUAAAAGCUGAAAGUACGUCGGGACUUCAGAGUCAUGCCUAUCCUUUUUCUAGUGCUCUUGUGCCUCAGUGUAUCAAGGAUCACAUUUGAGUUGUGCAGGUGGUUUCUACACAGUGGAAGUUUAGGAGGAGCCAGGUGCUUUACAGCUGCUUUUGCACUGAGAUGCCAGUUACCAAGGCAAGAGAUUUGUAGCAAGAAGGAGCAAUUAUAAGGUUGUCUAGCUUGAAGUUUCAUUUUAGGACCUAAAAUGGAGGUAAAUGAAGGAAUAAGGAUACGGUUUCUUUUUGAGAUUUGUUGUUGUGGUGAUAUUAGCAUGCAUGUUAUCAUGUUCAGAUUAAACAUUAUCAUGAGCUGUUUGGACAGCUUCAUUUUCUGGUUCAGCUGAUACAGUUUGGAAUAUUCAGUGGAAAAAAACGGCCCGCGUGGUGCUGUGACAAGUUGUGUACAGGGACAUUUUGUUUGUUAAGAAGGCGAGGCGGGGUGUUUGUGCCCGUGCGUGCCCUCUGUGUCGGGGUACACGCGGGCAACCCCCCCGCAGACCCCACCCCGCUGGCACGGGCAGGCUCCCGGCGCUGCUCCCCCAGGGGCUGGUGAGUCAGGAAAAAGCACUAUUGUGAAACAAAUGCGAAUCCUACAUGUCAAUGGAUUUAAUUCAGAAGAAAAGAAACAGAAAAUACUGGAUAUUCGGAAAAAUGUUAAAGAUGCGAUUGUGACUAUAGUUUCAGCAAUGAGCACUUUAAUACCCCCAGUUCCAUUGGCCAACCCAGAAAACCAAUUUCGAAUGGACUACAUCAAGAGUAUAGCUCCUCUUUCUGACUUUGACUAUACACAGGAAUUCUUUGAACAUGCAAAAAAGCUCUGGGAUGAUGAAGGUGUAAAGGCAUGCUUCGAGAGGUCAAAUGAAUAUCAGCUGAUUGACUGUGCACAGUACUUUUUAGAAAGAAUUGACAGCGUCAGCAUGGAUGACUACACACCCACAGAUCAGGACCUAUUAAGAUGCAGAGUGUUGACAUCAGGGAUUUUUGAAACACGAUUUCAAGUAGAUAAAGUAAAUUUCCACAUGUUUGAUGUAGGUGGCCAGAGAGAUGAGAGAAGAAAAUGGAUCCAAUGCUUUAAUGAUGUCACAGCUAUCAUCUUCGUUGUGGCUUGCAGCAGCUACAACAUGGUAAUAAGGGAAGACAAUAACACAAAUAGACUACGGGAAUCCCUGGACCUUUUCAAAAGUAUCUGGAAUAACAGGUGGUUACGGACCAUUUCUAUCAUUUUGUUCUUGAAUAAACAGGACAUGCUGGCUGAAAAAGUCUUGGCAGGGAAAUCAAAAAUUGAAGAUUACUUUCCUGAAUACGCGCAUUAUACUGUACCUGAGGAUGCAACACCAGAUGCAGGAGAAGACCCCAAAGUCACAAGAGCCAAGUUCUUCAUCCGGGAUGAGUUUUUAAGGAUAAGUACAGCGAGUGGAGAUGGCCGGCAUUAUUGCUACCCACACUUUACAUGUGCAGUGGACACAGAAAAUAUCCGCAGAGUGUUCAACGACUGUCGAGACAUCAUUCAAAGGAUGCAUCUCCGCCAGUACGAACUCUUGUGAGGGGGAUCACCGUGGAACCUGUGGUUUUAAAUUCUUUGCUCCUUACUCUUUCUCUUGAUACUACCCCACACAGGGUGGAAGAAUAUACUAUAGAAAUGUCAGUCUCUUCACUUUGUUUACUUUAAUUAUUUAACCUUAAAGCUGAUUUGAAGCGAGUUUGGGUUAUUUUUCCUUCAUGCUUUUUGGGACGAUUUUUGUGCUUUAUUUUGACAUGCCACUUCUUCGUCAUUCCACUAAGCCCCUCGGCUACCUCUGUUCCCUUAGGUUUUGUUUUUUUAAACUGAACGUGACCUGCUAAAUUUUUUCCAGUGGGUUAACCUCAGUUCAAACUGGUAUGUCAGCUGGAUGACACUAAAGUCAUACCUAUCCCUCUGUGUGGGUUUCCUUUUGAACAUGACAUUGAAGAGUACUUGAUGGGUGAAAAAAAGAUUAAUGCACUUUGUAUCAGGUUAUUAAAUACUGUUGAGGAAGUAGACACACAAUGUAGCAGCACCACAAUAUUUAUUACUCUGUCACAGUUUUUAGCAUUUCUGAGUUGCAGGUCAACUGAUAAAGUGACCUCCUCUUUUAAGCCGUUACUGGCACAGGAAGUAGAGUAGAUAAUGAGAGGAACAGUGAAGACAAAGCAAUUUUUCUGGGGUUUUGGAGCUAAGUGUCUCUGCACACCUCAGGCAUUUGAAUUACAGCUACUUUUCAGCCUGUUGCAUCUAGGCAGAAAAUUUACCACCCUCACUUAUGUUAUUUGUGCUGUCCACAAAUGAUCCUUUUAGUUCCGAUCAUUCUUGGACAACAGUCCUCUCCCUAUAUAUAUUUUUUUGUUUUAUUGCUGGUUUAUUAUAUUGUACAGACUGUAAAAUGUAAUAUUAUUUUGUACAACUUUAUUGAAGAAAAAUACUUGUAGAAGAUCUUUGUGCCUUGAUUAUGGCUGUACCUGUAAAAUGAGCUAAGAUGUAAGUAUGUUUUUGAUUGCGCUGUACAGCUUGAUGUCAACCUUACCUGCAGCAGUGACUGGAGGUAAGAACUUUAUCUGUAGAGUUUAGGGGUUUUUUUCUGGUUUAUAUAAAAAUGCUCUUUAGUAUAAAAAUUAUAAAUUAUGCAAAUUAACCACUUACCUUUCCAAGUAAGGUAUUACAGUCACCGGAUGUUGCAGCAAACAUGCCUUUCUCUUUUGAAGUCUCAGCUUUAAAACAUUGGAAUUCAUUCAAGUGUCCAAAUUGCAACCUGGUGUUGUUUUAAUGGGAACCAAGGAUUUAGUUUUCUUUUUUUCUUUUUGUCCUUUAUAUUUAGAAAAUAUGUUUGGUAAUUCUUUGGUCAUUCAUAGAACUUCACAAUUGCACAGACCGAUUGUGAAUGUGUAAAGCACCAUUAUAUAGAGCUCUUCAAUCUUUGUACCAACAGCAGCUUUCAUUGUGCAAGUAAAUAUCAAGAAAGAAGAUAAGAAAAAAAAAGGUGUAUAAACCCUUGUGUCUGGCCUAAGAGAAUUACAAGAUGACAUUUUUAUUUCUCUUUUAAUAAAGAGACACAUUAGAAAAUUGUUUUAUUUUAAAUAUUGUAGAAUCAAAAUGUGUGAAUAUUUCUCAAACUUGAAUAAUUUAUGCAAAUGACAUUCUCAAAACAAGUUGUGGUACAGUACAAUAUAUAAAAAGCAAGAAUUGCUGUAGCAAUAAGGCAUGUCCUUUUUAGUAACUAUAACACUGCUUUAUAUUUUAUACAUAGGUGUUUUAUGUCUGUGACUAUAUACUUUUCCUGUGUCCAAGAUAACCUGUACAAAUGUCUAAAAUUACAGUUGCAAUAACAGAAACCAAGAGAAAUGUUAGACUACAUUACUUUAUAGAGUGUUUUACCACACUUUGGACCAUUCCCCCCAUUUCAUUUUAAAUUUAGGGAGAGAUUAAUAGCUAACACAAUCCUCACACUGGCAUAAAAAUUAGUAGGUUUUAUUAACUUUUUACUGUAAGUAUCAUUAUUAGUUAUAAACCCCAAUCAGACCUCUUUUUAAAUUCAGACUACAGACCAGUUGAGAACUUGUUUCUAGUUAAAUAUAAAACAGUCCCAUUUUAGAUACUAUAAUAUGAUCAUUUCUCUUCCCAGAAAUGUGUUACGUUCAAUUUAGUUAUAUUUCCCAAAAAGUGAAAGGCUGGGUGGAAUAAGCUAAUAGUAAACAAAAUUCCCAAAAUUCUCUCACUUCUUUCCCAUGCCAAAGAAAGUAAUAGAGCGAAUAACAAAAGAUAGUCUUUUUUAUUUAAACUAUCCCCAGCCCAGAAGUUCAGGUUAGAGCUCCCAGCCUCUGCAGGAACAUCAGCAGGAAAACUGGUUCUGGUGUGAAAUAGUCCCUCUGUUUUUUCCAGGGCAGGUGGGGAGCAGCAGUAGGUUUGUCCACCUUCCCUCACACAGUGAAGAUGCUGAGCUCAGAUUUUAUCUUCUCCGUGCUGACCCCCGGGCUGGGGCCUGUGGCACAGCUGGUGGCCUCGGCCUCUCGUGCAGUUCAACAUGUGACAUUACAACAAAGUCGACAGGACUUGGCGCCCUGCAGGAAUCUAAAAUAACGUGCACUCCUAUCCCUAUCUGUCCGUAGACUGAGGGCCAAGGCAUAGGAUAAUGUUACUGCAGCUGUAUUUGACCUCCCUUCUUGCAGGAGAUCAGAAACUGGAGGGCCCCUCACCACACAGAUCUCUGGGAUGCAAUAGGGCCCUCUUUUUUUAAACUCAUCAUAGCACAUCUCUUUGAAAAUAGCAGCUUGAGGUGUCACCCUAAUUUUUUUUAAGCAGGUUUUAAGUGUGUAUCAGCAAACUGGAUCCAUGAGCUUCUUCCCUUUGUUGUCUGGUAGACGAUAACUGCAAAUUACAGUCAGCUAACAAUUUACUGUGUCAAGAACCAGAAGAUCUCAUCCCAAACCACAGUCCCCUUACAAAUGACACCCUAAAAAGGUUAUGGAAAUCAGCAUCUCUCAGUGCUGAUGCAUCUAGUUUCUGCCUGACCCUAGAACACAAGCAUGACAUUAGAAGGGCCAUGCAGCAAUAAAACAGAGAAACGUUUCCAGUUUGCAGGAUUCAGCCUCCACCAGGGUAAGACACUAGUGCAGACAAGUGAUGAGGCUAUAGGAUUUACAUAAUGUACAGUUACACUUUUAAUAUACAUAUUUGAUACAAAAAUUAUAGCAGGAAAAGGACUCAUUUGAUUGUCGAAUACAGUAUUUUUGUACAGCAUGAAACGUUCAUUUCAGUUAAUUAUUUAUCCUGUAGUAGUCAUAUCAGCUGUAUAGGACUUCUAUGGUAUGUAUAAAUGCAACCUGCCUUCAGACUAGCAAUCAAAUUAGGUCAUUUGCUGGCAUGAAUAUAGUCUGAUGUUUGACUGUUCUCAGCUUUGGUAUUUCAGUGACUGAAUGCAGAUGUCUGGCUCUUCAUACUGCUUUAUGCUUACUGAUUAAACGCUGAGCAAAAUAAAACGGUGGAGUGAGAAGCUGAACAUGAGCUAGUAUCAGGAUCACAAACAGAGCACCUGCUGCACAGUAUAUAGUAAAGACUCUGCUCUCAUAUGGAAGGAAGCAUUUUUGGAGGGAGAAGUCAGUUGGUGUUAUGCUGCCCUGGAAAAGAAAUGAAGACUGUCACUUUGCUGUGUUACAGUGGGUUCUGAAUCAGGAGGAAACACCACGGCUGACAGAUCUCCAAUUUCUAAAUCCUAUGUUGGGUGGCAAGGGUUGGGGCCAGUUUCCUAGUACCAGUGCCUUCUCCAGGGGGCUGAAGAGUCCAUACCUUGCGGUGCUGGGCACUAACUGGAAUAUUCACCAGGCCAACACGAGCCCAGAAGCCAAUCUUCCCAUCUAGAGUAAAUCGAGACCUGGGCUCCUCAUCUGAUUUGCCUUCAAGAGAAGCCUAACUUUAGCUGCUGUAAACCCACCUGGAAGGAGCCUUUCCAAGCUAAAGUUAGGUUUUGUGAAUGUGCCCCUUCCUCCUCCAGAACCCUCCUCCUACCCAGUACAUGCUGCAAAAAAACACGUUGGCUAAUCCAAAUUAUAAACGUGAACUUCAACAACAAAGAACUUCAUUGGGUUUUGGCUUGACUUUGCAGUUCAAAUUAAAGUUUACAAUGGACCGAGGCUGAGGAGUUAAAACAGUAGUGAAGAUGAUGCAACUUUAAUUAGCCAACCUCUCGUUUUGCAGUGAAGAUGCACUGUCUGGUAUGUGCAGAGAAUGUCUGUAGUUUGAAGGCAGCUACUCUCAGGAAUAUGGAAUAAACAGAACUACUUUCAACAACAAAUAUUAACAGUUGCAUAAAAUGAAUUUAGAAGUUUGGGGUUAUCUGUGUAUUAAGCAGCCUAAACUCAACACCAGUAAAAAAAUACAUAAAAGAUUCCCCCCUCAAGUCACAGACUACUCUGUAAACAGAUUGUAGGUUUUGCUUCUUACUCCAAGUUUUUAGGAGUUCUGUUUUGUUUUUGAACUUGGGAACUAAUUGAUUUACCUCUAAGGAUAUACUGAGCACUGGAACUGCCUGCACAAGCAUAACCAACACACUGUAUAAAAUGUGAAUUGGCAAUGAGGAGGCAGAUUGUGGGCACGUCACAAACGCUGUCACUGCGUGAAGUGGUUAAUGCACAAGUCUGAAAACCAUCAUCACCCUGCAAAAGAGUCUGAGGUGGAUACAGUCUUGUUUUCAUAGUUGGUAAAUCAACCACGUCAAACUAGUCUUUCUACUGUUCAGUGCACAAUACUGAUUAUUUUUACAAGUCAGUAGUUUACAAUGCACCCUCUUUAUAAGAAAAUGUUAGAUGCUUGUACCCAUAUACUAAUUAGGUCUUCAACAGCAUUGCUUUGUACCACACAGAACAUGUGGCUCCCACAGAUGUACUUUAUAAAGUGGAUGCAGUGUACUGAGUGGGUUGGGUGGGUAGGCAAUUUUUUUUUUAUUUUUUCGUUUUUACAGGUAGAAUCAGUUUUAAAAUAUAGCUGACUGCCAUGUUGAUUUAUUUAUGAAAGUUAUCUGACAAAAAUAAAAAAAAAUUAAAACUUA
This is a messenger RNA of Neopelma chrysocephalum (saffron-crested tyrant-manakin), 6738 nucleotides long. It is a transcript of the gene GNAL, whose product is annotated as G protein subunit alpha L. Gene Ontology annotation, cellular component: heterotrimeric G-protein complex. The coding region runs from base 766 to 1728 and encodes 320 amino acids. NCBI's taxonomy places the organism in Eukaryota, Metazoa, Chordata, Aves, Passeriformes, Pipridae. The record is from RefSeq and is a predicted model, not a curated record. The transcript is spliced from 12 exons. Gene Ontology annotation, molecular function: GTP binding; G protein-coupled receptor binding; G-protein beta/gamma-subunit complex binding. Gene Ontology annotation, biological process: adenylate cyclase-modulating G protein-coupled receptor signaling pathway.